Molecule: messenger RNA, 1572 nt
Organism: Daucus carota subsp. sativus
Lineage: Eukaryota; Viridiplantae; Streptophyta; Magnoliopsida; Apiales; Apiaceae
Exons: 9
Coding region: 225-1208 (327 amino acids)
Molecular function (GO): mRNA binding
Source: RefSeq, a predicted model, not a curated record
CAGAUAAGUUAAUCGUUGAUAGCAGCAGGGACAAGUUGGUUUGAAAGCAGCACUCUCCUCCACCCUUUUGCAAACCCUAACCCAAAUCCGGCAAUUGCAUCAUCAUCUCAACUCAAUUUAUCCGAUCCACCUUACUUCCAACAACUACUCGUUACUGCUAGUCACCUAUACACACACACACACCCCCAGACAUCGAGGGAGUGGCGUGGGGAUCCAUACAUUAGAUGGCUGGUGCAGGAAUUCAUCCCUACCACCAUCACCAGUGGCCUCCGGCGCCGCCUCCUCCUGGUCCUGCCGCUGCUCCUCCUCCCGCCGCUGUUGGCCCCCCACCUCACCAGCCCAUGCCUGUCCUCAACGACGAGGUUAGGACUAUAUUUAUUUCGGGUCUUCCUGAGGAUGUCAAGGAGAGAGAGUUACAGAAUUUGCUUAGAUGGUUUCCGGGUUAUGAGGCUUCGCAGGUCAAUUUCAAAGGUGAACAUCCUAUGGGUUUUGCUUUGUUCACUACUCCGCAAUUUGCAAUUGGUGCUAGAGAUGCUCUCCAGGAUAUGGUUUUUGAUGCUGAAUCCAAUUCGGUUCUGCACACUGAAAUGGCAAAGAAGAAUCUAUUUGUGAAACGGGGUAUAGUUGUUGAUUCAAAUGCUUAUGAUCAGAGUAAACGCAUGCGUACCGGAGGUGAUUAUACACAUACGGGUUAUUCAAGUCCAUCACCUUUUCACCCCCCACCUCCUCCUGCGCCAGUUUGGGGUCCACAUGGUUACAUGGCUCCACCUCCUCCACCUUAUGACCCAUAUGGCGGUUAUCCUGUUCCUCCAAUGCAAAUGCCUGCUCCUGCUCCUGUACAAGCACCUAGCAGUUAUGUACCCGUUCAGAACACCAAAGAUAACCCUCCCUGCAAUACCCUUUUCAUCGGCAAUCUCGGAGAGAGCAUAAAUGAGGAGGAGCUAAGAGGCAUUUUUAGUGUACAACCAGGUUAUAAGCAGAUGAAAGUGCUGAGACAGGAAAGGCACACUGUUUGCUUCAUCGAGUUCGAAGAUGUAAAUAGUGCCACCAAUGUGCACCACAGCUUGCAGGGUGCUAUUAUCCCUAGCUCCGGAUCGAUUGGGAUGCGAAUACAAUAUUCAAAGAACCCAUUUGGGAGAAGGAAAGAUUUUGGCCACUCUGUGGCCCCAGGCCCGAAUGGAGCUCCACCACCCUUGACCUACCAGUAGCUGGAAGGGGAUGUACUCUGUUCUCUAUGCUAUGAUCAAUACAAACUACUACUUUGAUAGGAUGCAUCAUGCAGCUGUUGCACGCAUCCAUUUCAUCAUCAAGACAUCAGCAUUAGCAUCCCUUCACAUUUGAAUGCACUCAGUGUUAUCAUGAACAUAUUAUUUGGUCAUUUUAUGUUUUAAUACUGCAAAACAUGCAUUUGCAGCAGCAUUUUAGAAUUAUUUGUUAUUGAAGGCUUAGUUAUGUUAUGUAGAGUACUGCAUGUGUUUUGAGAUGAUUCUUGGACUUGAUUGCCGGUUUCUCCCCUUUUCAUGUCCAUUCUGUUAUCAGCAAUAUAGUAAAAGUGUCAUGUCAGUUAGAUGA